Wyeomyia smithii (pitcher-plant mosquito) is the source of this 5514-nucleotide messenger RNA. RefSeq lists its product as uncharacterized. The transcript is spliced from 12 exons. Bases 1142 to 5113 code for a protein of 1323 amino acids. The record is from RefSeq and is a predicted model, not a curated record. Lineage: Eukaryota; Metazoa; Arthropoda; Insecta; Diptera; Culicidae.
UCCGGCGUUUGUUUGCGUUCGCACGUGUUUCGGAGCGGUCGUGUUGGUUUGCUAGUUUCAGACGGAAAAGAUUCGGUACCCGUUUCGAAAUCGUUCUGCUGCACUGUGUGGUUGGACCCUACCGUGUAUUCGGAGUUAAUUAGAUUGUGGUUGAACAUUACCAUUUGCGGAACUGGGAGAAAAAUUAGCCGUGAGAAUUUUUCGGCUUCCGGCAACAGUUUUGUUUGAACCUGUGACCAGAAUGAAGAAAAAAACCACGUAAUGCAAAUCAGAAUGAUUAAAAAACAGUGAGCAGUGAAUACGGAUAUACAUGAAGGAAAAGUGUAACGGAAGGACGGAUAUGAUUUACGGAGGCAAUAUCUUCUCGAUCAUCGCACUGCGAAAAAAAUAUGAAAAAAAUUGAAAUUCCACAGCUCCUACAGCUGCAAUGAGACUUCGACAUAACACUUCCAAAGCUCCGCCGGCCAAUAAAAAAAUUACAAGCUCAACAAUGUUCUUAAAAUCGCCAGAGCUGACGGGUGUCGUUCGAGGGUAUCUGACUCAAAUAUACUGUUUGUGCUAAGCCAACGGAACUUGGCAGUAAGUGUGUGAAAACAAAAACAAAUCCAACGAAAGAAACCAGACAGUCAUGAAUCGUGCAAAAGAAAAGAACUGCCGGUGCUGAUGUGUGAUAAGCAAGUUCGCUUCGAAUUGGCAGCUACGACGGACACUUUCUCGCCUCAAUCACGCAGGUUCAGUGACCCAAAGGGAAUCAAAUAAUUAAGCAAAACUAACUCGAUAAUCACAGCGACAGCGGCGGCAAAACCUGUCUAGAUGAACCGAUGAUGCUGGUUAGCAAAAACGAUGUACCCUCUACAGCCAAACUAGUCGCACUUUCACUCCACAUCCACUUACAGUGCAAAAUUUGGAGGUUCGUCGCUUAUUAGGCAGCGUGACCUUUCCUGCCAAAAGCAUCCGUAGCCGCGAGUGAAAUAGAAGCAAGUCAAGUGAAUCCAGUGGAAAAUUGAGACAAAGAAAGUAUUUUGAAAAGUUGAGUGUAAAAUGUGCCCUAGGAGAAUAAACUAAACUAAAAACACACACCAGUCGUUGAGCAUUUGAAAUUUGUGAUUAGCAUUAUUUUUUUAAUAUAACUCUAGUGAAAAUGAUUAUUACCGAAGCAAACUGCCGCCUUCUCGCCAUUAGUAUAGUACUAUGCGCCGCAAUUCUUCUAGGAGAAUGCAUACAAAUCGACAAUCGACUCGUCCAGCCACAGCAUGAUUGCUUCGAGCGGAUAGCGCUAGGUGCGAUGUUACCAUUUGAGAAAACGUUUCGAAACUCAGACACAAACUCGUUGAAAAUCUGCGAAACGCUUUGCCUCAACGACAAGGAAUGUCAGACAUUCGCCUUUGGCAUAUCUGGACGAGGAAACGGGACCUGCCAGCUGUCGGCGAACGUGAUCGACGCUACCAACUCACGCCCCGUCGGCACCGUAUUUGAUCCAGAUUUCGACCUGUACGCCAGGAAGUACAACUGUUUUUUAGACUCUAGCGGGCCGUCGAAUCCUCCUCCACGGCCAGGGGGGCUAACCAACUUCCCCGCGAAUGAAGUGCCGCCAGGGGGAACUCAAAGGCCAUCAUCUGCUUUCCCUCCACCGGGAGCUCCUGAGCGGCCAGGUGCACCGGUAUUUACACCCACCGGUACUACGGCUACCGGAGCACCAAUAUCGACUACCAACAAUGGGUUUUCCGAGGUCCGGCCUACAAGUGAAUAUCCAGGAACUUUUUCUACCAACCCAGGGUCGACCUUCAACCAAGGUACCGGCGAAACGUUUCCGGAGACGACCGCACCUGGGGAAGAAUAUUAUUCCACGAAGGAGCAACCUUCGUCCACAUUGGCCGGUCACUAUACUCCAACAAAUAAUGGAGCCUCAGGUCCUCCUAGUAGCACCGGAUCAGAUCGAGUACCUCCCAAACCAACACAACCAGACGAAAGCGCUAUGAAAUACCCAAGCGAUUUCAGACCACAAUAUCCGGGUGGUUCAGGCCCAUCGCGACCUGGAAAUUAUCCGUACAACUUUCCAAUGCUUUAUGAAACGAAUUAUCCACUGCCAAACAAAAUUGAACCUUUUCCGGGAGUGUACGCUCCAAACAUACCAUCUGUGGAUAACAAUUAUCUGCGACCAGAAUACGCUGGAUAUUUUGGAAGACCAUCCGGACCGACGGGUCCGACCGGCGUCAUGAAGCCAGUGGAUAAUAGUGCCUCUGGCUACGAAGGCAGUGGACCUCAACCUCCAGUUGAACAUAAAAAUCCCGGCUACGGAUCAUCCCAUCGGCCAUCGAGCGCAGGAUCUGCGUCCGGGCCGUCAGGAUAUGGUAAACCGCGGCCACCCUCAGGUGCUCCAAGUGGGCCUACCGGUGGUAAUGGAUACCAAGUUACGGAAGAGAAACAUGAUCUUCAUCCUACAAGAUUAAGACCAUGCUACCGACGAGUGCUAGCUGGAAAGCGCGUUGCUCCACAGUGGUUCCGGAGGACACUGAUUUGCGAACGAGUUGAAGAUUGCCAACGCGAAUGCGGUGAUGAGCGACGGUUUCCCUGUGAAGGCUUCAACUAUCGACUGGACCCAACAGGGCGAGGGCAAGGCGAUUGCGAACUUAUCGAUCAACCCCUGUCUCAGAUUGACCUGUACUCCAGCCCUCACCAGCGAGACUCCAAUUUAAUUCGUGACCCAGACUACGAUUAUUACGAGCGGGAUCGUAGCGCGUCACCUUUGUGCCGUACAAAUUACGGUUGCAAGGAUUGUGGGCUGAAACCAUACCGGCCACCUUUUGAUUUUAUUCGGCCAACGACUUACCGUCCACAUGCCGAAGGCUACAAACCAUUUCACCCGGAACGAAUACCAUACGAGGAAAUACACUACAAACCAAUGACCUCUGUAAGCAAAUACCGACCUCCAUUAUAUGAUCGUGAGUUCGAUAGGUAUGGCUCUAACUUCUAUCCAUCAGCGCCCCUUCCUCCUAGUGACGCAUUUACACCGUCACUUCCUUAUAAACCACAAUAUUCCAGUGAGAUCGAUAGGUACGGAUCAGCAGAUCAAGAUCGUUACAAACCGCCUCAUCAGGGUAUCUACGGAACCGGUAGUUAUGAUCGUUACGACUACUAUCGACCAUCAAUGCCGUAUGGACCAAUGCCCGAGGAUCACCGGCCAGCUCCUCAUCGACCUCGGAAUCCGUACGAAGAUCAAGAACCAUCACGACCACCAACUUCCCCUGCUCACUACCCAGCUCAAAGUGAGAAACCUAACGGCUUCAUUCCAUACUUGAUUGGACAGGACGCCCACAAGAACUGGGGAGUGUAUGGUGGAUCAUACGGGCAUAGUGGCACGGACUCCUACAAAUCUGUUUCCGACUACUGGGGCUUGAGAAACGAAAUCAAACGAUACGACGGUCCAUCAUUCAACUACUUUGAACUAAGAAGCGAUCAUCAUCUAGAUGACAACAGCAUCUACAGCUAUGGAGGACGGAGGUACGGUUUUGAUGAUCCGAACGCGUUAAGCAUUCCGGAUCACCGUCCCGAUCGAAACCAUUUCGGUCAGCAGUGGAGCAGAAGACCCGGCUUGGAGGAAUGUUCAGUUAAAUCGAGUGAAGGAUUCCGACUGCAUAAAGGUGUUGUGAAGUACGCUUUGAAUACACCAACCGUCAUCGAGUGCGAAAGAAUGUGUUUCUCGGAGUCACGUUUCCGGUGCUUGACCUACAGCUACCGGUACUCAACGGUUUCGCGGGAAAAUUGUUUGCUUUGCGAUCGACCAUACAAUCUGCUGGACUUCUAUGCCGAUUUAGAACCAGACCGGGACUAUGACAUUUAUUCAAUGACCGACGAUCUCAAGGCUUGCCAGUCGGAAUCUCAUCCACCGGUUCGGGACUUCAGUGCUCAAUGCUUUAUUCGGACAAUGGAUUCAUCGCGGUUCUAUAAGGCGAUCAUUCGCGACUCGCUGAUAGUUCGAUCGGUUGGGGAGUGUGAACUGGAGUGCAUUAAAUCAGUGAAGUUCACCUGUAGAGCGUUUACGUAUAGUUUCGGCCCUCACACAAUCAACUCCGUGAUCGAUAACUGUCUACUGUCGGACUGGCCGGUCAGAGAUAUGGACAGGGAUCGUCACUUGGUAUUUGACGAAGGGUUUGAUGUCUUCGAGCGUGCCAGCUACGGACAGGGCUGCGAGAUUCAACCGAUUAUCGAUGAUAAACACCAAAAGAAAUUCUGCUAUCUCGGGUAUGGGUCACCUGCUAAGUUACUCUCGUCAGCAAUUAAAAAGGUGAUUUCUGUGAACACCGAACUGGACUGUAAGAACGAAUGCAUUCGUUUGAGGGAAACUACACCAUUCAAGUGUCUUUCAUUCAGCUUUGGGUCACAAGCAUCAACUUACAACUGUGAAAUGUCAGAUCUAGAUCAAAGUGAAUUGAAAAUGGGUGUUCACUACGCGCACACCAACAAUCGCGACUACUGGCUUUUUGCGUGGAAUCCAUUCGAUUACACGUGCCGCGAUAAAAUUAUAACCAUCAGCAGUGGCAGCAGCGGUGGAAAUCGCGAGAACCACGACCGUCGGAUGGAUAUAUUCCGAGAACCGGGUGAUGGAGCUUGGCGCCAGUACACCGUGUCGGGGAAACCCUGCCGCUCUGGUACCAAGUGCGAGCGCAACAAGGUCACAGGGUUUUACUCGUGCGAAAUAGAUGGUGGUGAGGUUGGUGCGUGGGACUAUUGCUGUAAAACCGAUCACCCUUGUGGCUACUCGCAAGGGUUCGAAUACCCAUGGUGCUUCGUGGGCGAUGCUCCCGACCAGUGGCGAAAGUGCAGCGAUAAAUACUUUCCCCCGAAACACCACCAGCAGCAGCAGCACCCCAAUGGGCUCUCCGAUGGUACGCGUUAUCAAGACAAGAAUAAAAAGGGUGAAAUCUAUCAGCCACCACCAAAACCCGGUGGACUAAGACACACGGAUGAUGUUACGGCACCCGCCGAACUUUGGCCGGUCACUUUCCUGUACGACAAGGGACCCCCGAUGAUGACGGGCAACAAGAAACCGUUGGCGUCGAAUGCAACCGAACUCAGCAGUAACGUGAUCGACUGUAAAAAGGACAAGUGCUAGUGAUAAUCGAUGAAACCGUGGAACACAACAAAUGCUAUCAUACCGAUGGUGUUAAAUCAAGGAUUACCAUUGAAUUAUUCUUGUAGCAGUAGUAGCAUUUAAAAGACAUGAGAGCAAUCCAUGGAGUACAUGAAAAUACUGCCAAAUUCUAUUCUUUCUGAAUUAAUGUUUUAUUAUACUAGCGUUAGAAAAAAAAACCAUUGCAAGCUCUUGCCACUUUCUUUAAUCAUAGCUCAUUGUCAAUGAUUUUGUCUUUGAAAGUUAAAGACUUGAAGAGAGUUGGCAACAAAAUUCAUCAAAUCACGAUCUAUUUAUUUUUAAGCUAACCGUAAAAUAUAAUUUUAAUUUUAACGUAGCUUUAGCGAUAUCGAAUAAAAAUUUGAAUUUAUCUCUAUUGAAAA